UUGGCAAAAAGUUACCAUCUUUAUAAUUCAAGAUGCAUUUUUGAUAUAUCUCUUUUUUUCUUUUUGUUUUAUGGGAAGUCGUAACUUAGAUCUUUUAGUCAUUAUAUAUAUAUAUAUAUAUGUGUGUGUGUGUGUGUGUGUACUAAGGAUGUAGUCCUUGUUAAAAUUAGUAGUAUUUGGCACUCAAAUGUUGGAUCAGGAUAUGCACGGUAUAUUUGGGAUGAGGGUUUAUGGAGUCUAUUAUUGAUUCUAUUUACCUGACUAAGUUACGUGUUUUACUUUGAGAGGAACAGGUAGCAGAUCUUUUGGUAUACCAUAUUGCUCGAAAAAUGUCAGUCGAGGAUGUUGCAGUUGCUGCUGCCGAGACUCCUGCUCCAGCACUUGGAGAGCCCAUGGACAUCAUGACUGCUUUGCAGCUGGUGCUGAGAAAGUCUAAGGCUCAUGGAGGCCUAGCUCGGGGACUACAUGAAGGUGCAAAGGUGAUUGAGAAGCAUGCAGCACAGCUUUGUGUGUUAGCAGAGGACUGCGACCAGCCAGAUUAUGUCAAAUUGGUCAAAGCACUCUGUGCUGAUCACAAUGUCAGCUUGAUUACGGCGCCGAAUGCAAAAACUCUUGGCGAAUGGGCUGGUUUGUGUAAGAUCGACUCUGAAGGGAAAGCAAGGAAAGUUGUCGGCUGCGGGUGUGUUGUUGUGAAGGAUUAUGGGGAAGAGACUGAGGGUCUGCAUAUUGUCCAGGAGUACGUAAAGUCCCAUUAAAUUGCCCGGCAUAUGAAGAUGUCUAGUUGACAUGGAGAACCUGUUUCCUCCCUACCGAAAUGAUAAUUUUAAGUUGUGUACCUGCAGUUAAUUUUAAGUUUUUAAGACUAGGUAGAAACUCUUCAGUUGUAGUGUCCUUACAGUUUUGUAAAAGAAUAUCGAUUUACUAAUUGGAAAUCGGACACUCUUUUGUGGUUUA
Nicotiana attenuata is the source of this 954-nucleotide messenger RNA. RefSeq names its product 40S ribosomal protein S12-like. Bases 330 to 755 code for a protein of 141 amino acids. Gene Ontology annotation, molecular function: structural constituent of ribosome. The transcript has 4 exons. Gene Ontology annotation, cellular component: cytosolic small ribosomal subunit; ribosome. Gene Ontology annotation, biological process: translation. The record is from RefSeq and is a predicted model, not a curated record. Lineage: Eukaryota; Viridiplantae; Streptophyta; Magnoliopsida; Solanales; Solanaceae.